Molecule: messenger RNA, 1366 nt
Organism: Boeremia exigua
Lineage: Eukaryota; Fungi; Ascomycota; Dothideomycetes; Pleosporales; Didymellaceae
Exons: 3
Coding region: 362-1348 (328 amino acids)
Source: RefSeq, a predicted model, not a curated record
CGGAUAGCAAGCGGGCGUAUGCCUACGAGGGAAGCUGCACACUCACGUACUCACCAUAUACACAAUGUCUGGAGCUUCUCGGAUAUCAACUCCUUGCAGUGCAGUGUGGAAGCGGAGUGAAAAACCGACAGUGUCUCUGUUUACCGUUCUUUCCCUUUUGGGCGACGGCCCCACAUUGCACGAUAUGCGUUCAAGUGAAGCCGCUGCACAUGAACAGUGAACUUUCACACGCUCACUGACUUACUCUUCUCUUCACUCGCACUGCACCCGACCUCUACCGUGCACCGGUUUCUUGCGCAAAGGAAUUCAGUACACCAAUCAAGCUCGUUCCCACUGCAAGUAGUUGCACGUCGCAGCUGACAUGAAGCUACUCUACCAUGCUCUUCUCCUCCUUCUCGCCGUGGUCGCAUUCGCUCACGAUCCGACUCACCAAGAUUCGACGUUGAACUCCACCCAACCACAGAUUGGGCCAAGCGAUGUGGUGUAUCGAUAUGCUGAUCUGAUGAAUGGCCCAGAGCCCGAGUCUCGUUACGCGAACCCGUUCCGCCCUGCAGUUGGAGAGGACGACAAGGGCCGCUUGUUGGCGUCGUACCAAAACGUGCCUGUCAUUCGCAUGAGUACUGUCAAACAGCAUGUUGGCGAGUUCGCAGGACAACGACUGUUCAAUAUCAUCCAUGACGCCCUGCUGAAGAUAUGCCCAUAUGAGCGUGGUCGCAUUGGAUGUUAUCCCAACAUGCCUGGCGCAGGCAGGCCGCAGGAUGACAAUACAUUGAAGCAGCCUUACAAGUACUACGACAGGUUCUGGAUUCUGGAUGUCCCCUACAUCAACGACAAGGGCGAUUACGCGACGAAUGCCUGGAUCACUAUUACGGCACAAGCGAUCUUCCGCGAUCAAAAAUAUCCAGGUAUAGCUGCGGCUACAUAUGAGAUGGCUGCAGGUGUCUUUGCACGCGUGACUGAAAUUGAACGUUUCAACACUCUGCUCAACUGUUACAUAGAGGAGUUCAACAAGGACUCCCGGCCUUACACGUUCUGCAACGUCCCUGAACAUGUUCUGGUAGCACUUCCCGCCAACGAUGAUCGGGUCACCGAGUCUUGGUUGAGUGUUACCGUCAAGUUCAAUGGCAUGACUGCCUUUGGUAACUACGACUGCUAUGACAACAUAGGAGGCGUCAAAAACUUUUGGGAUGACACUGUCCUCCCAAACGUUGUUAAGAGCAUGGGCCAGACGAUGGAUGAUUGGGGUACCACAUGCGUAGAGUGCUGGAACGAGAAGGAGCGCUUUGAUGUAGAGACUUGGCGCCACCACCACACGUGUGACUGGCUGGGCUGGCCGAUGAAUGGUUGAUAGAUGCGCGCGCUCGGU